This is a messenger RNA of Penicillium concentricum, 1050 nucleotides long. RefSeq lists its product as uncharacterized. NCBI's taxonomy places the organism in Eukaryota, Fungi, Ascomycota, Eurotiomycetes, Eurotiales, Aspergillaceae. The coding region runs from base 1 to 1050 and encodes 349 amino acids. The transcript has 6 exons. The record is from RefSeq and is a predicted model, not a curated record.
AUGGAUCUGGCUACAACCCCAGGAAUUCCGCCGCCGGACGGCCAAGAAUCGCAUUUCCAUAGGCCCUAUAACUCGUUGCAAACAGGGACUGUCAUCCCCUUUGGAAUCACCUAUCUCAUCGCCACAAUUUUCCUUGCCCUUCGCUGUUUCCAGGAUUUCAUGCUGAUCAAGAAGAUUGAGAUAGACUUGAACACUUACACUACACUAGUCACUAUCACGAUUUCCUAUGGCAUUGCACUGGUUUAUUUUGUGACUAUGGUUAACUGUUGGAUAUUUGUGAUGAACUAUGGUUGGGGAAAACACAUGUGGAAUGCUAACUUGGAAGAUCUCAUGGAGUUCAAUAAAGGCUUGCUCAUCAAUACCUUGACCUAUUUGAUAUGUCCAUGCAUCACCAAGAUGGCCAUUCUUUCUGUCUUAUAUCAAAUCAAUCCCGCAAAGAUGUACCGCUACCUCGUCGUGACUGUUGCAGUGGCGAUCUUUGCAUACACCCUGACCUUAGGCAUCAUCACCGGAGGACCGUGUAAUCCUCUCCAUGCAGGAAAUACAGCGUGUUUAGAGAACGUUGCCCUAUCUCAGGCAGUUCUGAACAUUGCCUCUGAUUUGGCUGUGAUCGCCAUCCCAAUCCCGACGAUCCACGGUCUCCAUUUUUCAACGAAACAAAAAGUCACGGUCGGCUGCCUUGUCAUCAUCUGCUCAAUAGCUCGCCUACCAUACGUUUUGCUCCUCGGCGAAACUGCCGACACAACCUAUACCGAAGCCAUCCUAGAGGUAUGGUCCCUUGUCGAGGUCAACCUUAGCAUCAUCUGUGCCUGCGCAAUGCAGUUCAAACGCCUGAUUGCGAUAUAUCUACCACGGCUUUCACUAUUCUCGGCACGCUCGCACGGUACUACGAAACUCAUAGAGGAUACCCCUCUUUCGUACCAGCUGCACAGCACCCAUGACAAGAAUGCCGAUCCAUUUAUCUCCGUCCACCGAUCGUUCAAUAUGGAUGAAGAACGCACGCAUGUAUAUCGCGGGGACAAUGAUAGCGCCGACAAAAUUCUGGCGUGA